Molecule: messenger RNA, 1915 nt
Organism: Erythranthe guttata (spotted monkey flower)
Lineage: Eukaryota; Viridiplantae; Streptophyta; Magnoliopsida; Lamiales; Phrymaceae
Source: RefSeq, a predicted model, not a curated record
UUGAAAUUAAGAAAAAGAAAAAAAACAGUAUUUUUUCUGAAAGUGUUUGAACAUGGCGGCGAAGCGGGCGGUCUUGCUUGUGGUGUGUCUUCUUUUAGCGGCGGCGGGGCGGUGCUGGGCGGAGGAUGCGGCGGAGAGAGUGAACGCGGCGGCGGACAACGUGAAGACGUGGGCCCGAGAGGCGGGGGAAUCGGCUUCCGACACCGUGCGUGAUGCCAAAGACAGCGCUGAUUCUUGGACCGGUUGGGCUAUUAACAAAUUCUCAGAGGGAAUUGGAAUGGAUAGAGAUAGUGCAAAAGAUGCAGCUCAAAAAUUAGUGGACAAAACCAAAGGUGCUGCUUCCAAGUCUACAGAUACCCUCAAUUCUGCUGCAUUUGAAACUUCAAAGAUUGCUUCCGACAAGGCAAACGACGUGGCGGACACAACGUCCGAAAAACUAGGCAACGCCAAAAACUACGCUUCCGAAAAAGCUGGGGAAGCCAUAAAAAGAGCAUCCGAUGUUGCUUCUUCCACGAAAGAAACCACUAAAGACAAAGCAAACAACGCGUACGAAUCCACUUCCGACCAUGCAGGUAGAUUCAUCAACAAGGCGUCCGAUUUUGCCGGGGAGGCUAAAGUCAAAGCUAACGACGCCUACGAAAUCGGUUCCGACAAAGCUUACGACGCAAAAGACAAAAUUAAAGAUAAGGCUUCCGAUGCAUAUUACUCUGCAUCGGAUCGGGCCCACGAUGCCAAAGACAAGAUGAAAGAUAAGGCCUCGGAUGCAUAUUACUCGGCAUCGGAGCGGGCCCACGAUGCCAAAGAUAAGGCUUCAGAUGCAUAUUACUCCACAUCAGAGCGAGCCCAUGGUGCGAUGGAUGCAGCUUCGGAUAUGGGAACCGAUGCAAGGAAAACAGUCAACGAGAAAGUCAACGACGCUUACGAUUCUGCACGCGAGAUGGGAGGUAGUGCGUAUGAUAAGGCGAACAAGAAAGCUCACGACGCUUAUGAAAGUAGCGCUCGAGGGAUGGAGAUGGCAAAGGACAAAUCUUAUGAUGCCAAAGACACAAUAAAGGACAAGGCUUCCGAUGCGUAUUACUCAGCAUCCGAGCGGGCCCAUGACGCCAAAGACAAAAUUAGAGAUAAGGCUUCUGAUGCCUAUUACUCUACAUCGGAGCGGGCCCAAGGUGCGAAAGACAAAAUUAAAGAUAAGGCUUCCGAUGCGUACAACUCGGCUUCGGAUAUGGGAAGCGAUGCCUUGGAUAAAGCGAACAAGAAAGCUCACGAAACUUACGAAAAUAGCGCGAAUAGAGCUUCUCAAGGAAUGGAGAGGGCGAAGGAUAGUGCGCACGAAACUUACGAAUCGGCAUCGAGAAUGGCCGGUGGAGCUAAAGAAGGGGUGAAAGAGAAGGCCGAUUUCGCGUCUCGAAAGGGCGAAGAGAUGAUAAAGAUGGCCACGGAGAGAGGUGGUGACGCAAAGGAGAGGUUCGGAGAUGCGGCGGCGAGUGGGAAAGAGACGGUUUAUGAUUUGUACGAAGAUGCGAGAGCUAAGCUUCGUGAGAGUUACGAGUCGGCCAAGGAUGGUGUGUCGGAACAAGCGAGGACGAAGUACGAGGCGGCGAAGGAGAAGGCUUCCGAUGCUGCGGGCAAUGUCGGAGCACGUAUGAGAUCGGGCACCGCCGAGCUUUGAUCGGUUAUUUCGCAUCAUUUUAUAAAUUAAUUUCCUUUUUUUUUUUAAAUGUUGCCUUGUUGCUUAAUGUUGAUCCUGUAGUUAGCAAGAGGGAUUACAAUGGGCUUUGCGUAAUUUUAUUGUUAUGUAGUGCUUGGAGAGUGUUAAGUAGUGUAUUAACGUUAAUUGUCAUUAGUUUUAUGUAAUUAGUGUGCAAUAAUAAUGAUGAUGUAAUUUAUGCACGUGGCUGGAAAUUUCAUUGGACAA